AAAGGGUCUCCCCAAGAGCUCAGUUGUCAGAGCCUGAUCCACCUGCUCUGUUGCUCCACAGCCCAAGUCUGUUGAAUCAGCUUUGGAGCCGACACUCCACUCUCAAAGGAAGUAAAGAAUCCAGGGGCCAAAAGGAAAUCUUUGCGGGACACAGAAAAACACUGGCACUGGCUGACUUGGAGAAUCCUGGAAAUUCAAACCAUGAAAGGUUCCCGGCGCCCAAGAAGCCCCAGUGAUUCCUGCACAGUAUCCAGGAGCGACCACGCAGGAGCGAGCAGCUCCUCCAGCACACAAUCAAAUGCCCCCAAACGCCAGAAAGUGGAGGAGCUGGAUCCUCAGCCAGGUGCAGAACCAGCUCCAGUGCAGCCAGGUCCCCAUCACCCUGCACAGCUGCCCCUGGAACCGCUCCAGGGCCCACAGCUUCCCCAGAGGAAGGUGAUCAUCGUGGUCUUGGAACCAGGAAUAGUCCUGCGCCUGAGCCUCGGAGAGGAGGUCCUGGUGCUGGACCCAGAGGGAGCCCUGCAAUUCAGCCUCCUCAAUGUGCUCCUCCUGGUGGUCCCUGAGCAAGCCUUGGUGUCCUUGAAGGUUCUCUCGUACCUCGCCCAGGCCCGCUGGCUCCUGCUUGGGAGUGCAGAGACUGUCUGGCAGAUUGACAUUGAAAAUGCAUCUGUGAGAGUCGAGAGAGCAGAGUAUGAGUGUGCCGCGCCUUCAGUAGAAGAGGGUGAGGCUCCUCAAGGCUACCUGCCCACGAUGGGACCCCCAUCAAACCUCGUGCAUGGAAUCAGCCCUCCUUCCCGGCACAUCCUCUACCUCAAACCUUACUAUGGAGCGCCUGUCCCCCAGGGCUCAUCCCAGAUGCCCAAGCCUGGUCCCUUGAGACGGGCUCUGCUUGAAGAACUCCAGUUGGAUCUCCAUGUCCUGGAGUUCUCACCCAGUCAAGGGCCCAGAAUCUACCAUGGGGUUCUACGGAGGCCCAAGUGCACGGCCCGAAGACGUCUCUUCUAAGGCUGAUGGGCCAGGAACCCUCAGGCCCCAGACAGGAAUCCGAGAAGUUCUAUUCAGAAUCAAGCACACCUGCUUUUUCAUGGUUUCCCUGCACCUUGGAGGAGAGAGACGCUGCACAGAAAUGCGUUGUCUUUUACCCUGAAACUCUGUUCUGCUUAGAUGCUCUUGAUUUGUAUAAAAGAACAACCUUGAGAUUGGGGAAGAAACUAUUUGCAAAUCUCGUACACAUGCAUGGACUACUCAUACUCAGAGUACAAAAGGAAUUGUCAAAACUCCAAUAGAACAAAUGUUUCUGUUCAAAAGCCAGCACAAUGAAUGAACAGACAUUUCCUCCAAGGGGAUGUAAAAGACCCACUUCAAAAAGUGUUCAACAUCCCUCCCCUGGGGAAAUGUGCAUCGAAUAUGCCUUGAAAUCCAACCAAGAAGCUCGUAGAGAAGCCGCCGUGACCAUGACUGCCCAUCCCAAGGGCUGCAGAACAUGUGGAGAAGCUGGAACACUCUGAUGGUGCUGGCUGGAAUCCGAAUGGGACCACCGUCAGGGCUGAAACAGUUUUACUGAUUCAUAAUCAAUGAAAUAGGCACUUAGCAUUGGAACCAUCUUUCCCACCUUGAGAUGGUUGUUCUAAAGAAAUUAGAGCUCACCUUGCCAAAGUGAGGGCAGAGGUUUCUAGCGUCUGUCUCCACCAUCACCAGAAGAUGGAAGGGACUUUAAAGUCAUUCAGCAGUGGAUAGAAACAGGAACAGUGACCCAGUCUUUCAAUGGGGUGCAAUUCAGCAAUAAAUGGGAUGGGAUUUUUGUUUGUAAAUUUAGUUUUGGGUAGCGAGUAAGUUGUUGGAACACUUGAAGGCAUGUAUGGACUCUUAGGCUAUGUGAAACUUAUCCUGAGAUUGUAACUCUCACGAAAUUGACAUGCACGUCAAGCACGUGUGAUCAAAAUUCAGUUUCCAAUUGAGGUUUGUUGUACCGGUAAAACACAUACAAGAUUGUGUAGCUGAGAAUGCAGUAUGGUAGCACUGGGCUACAAAAACAUUGUAGCAUUGUAGCAAUGAAGCACUGUAUCUCAUUCAUCGUUGGGAUGUAGAUUGUAUUGCUGUUGUUUAUAUCUGCAUUACUUAGGUUAAAUAAAAAUGUUAAAAGUGAUUUUUACCUAUUUGCGUUUAUAUUCUCUACUGUGUUUGCUCAAAAAUUUCCAUUUCUGGCUGGGAACGGUAGCUCACACCUGUAAUCACAGCACUU
Molecule: messenger RNA, 2242 nt
Organism: Callithrix jacchus (white-tufted-ear marmoset)
Lineage: Eukaryota; Metazoa; Chordata; Mammalia; Primates; Cebidae
Product: proline-rich protein 23D1-like
Source: RefSeq, a predicted model, not a curated record